CGCGCCAGGGGGUCGCGCGGGCGGGCGGCCGCAGCUUCGGUCGCCAUGUGCGCGCAGGUCUGGCUGCUGACCGACCGGCUCAUCCGCGAGGACUACCCGCAGGUGCAGAUCCGCGCACUCCGCCAGCGCUGCUCCGAGCAGGACGUGGGUUUCCGGGCGGUGUUCCUGGACCAGAUCGCCGUCACCGUCGUCGGCGGCCACCUAGGCCUGCAGCUGAGCCAGAAACCCCUGACCACCUUCCCCGACGUGGUGGUGGUUCGAGUAUCCACACCCUCUGUCCAGUCGGAUAGUGAGAUCACCAUCCUGAGGCACCUGGAGAAGCUGGGCUGCCGCUUGGUCAACCGUCCUCAAAGCAUCUUAAACUGCAUCAACAAGUUUUGGACAUUCCAAGAGCUGGCUGGACAUGGGGUCCCCAUGCCAGACACCUUCUCCUAUGGUGGGCACGAAGACUUCUCUAAAAUGAUCGAUGAAGCCGAGCCCCUGGGCUACCCAGUGGUGGUGAAGAGCACACGGGGGCACCGGGGAAAAGCUGUUUUUCUGGCCAGAGACAAGCAUCACCUCUCUGACAUCUGCCACCUGGUCCGCCACGACGUGCCCUACCUGUUUCAGAAGUACGUGAAGGAGUCACACGGGAAGGACAUCCGGGUGGUGGUGGUGGGCGGCCAGGUGAUCGGCUCCAUGCUGCGCUGCUCCACAGAUGGCCGCAUGCAAAGCAACUGCUUUCUAGGUGGUGUGGGUGUCAAGUGCCCACUGACCGAGCAAGGCAAGCAGCUGGCUAUCCAGGUGUCCAACAUCCUGGGCAUGGAUUUCUGUGGCAUCGACCUUCUUAUCAUGGAUGACGGCUCCUUCAUGGUGUGUGAGGCCAAUGCCAAUGUCGGCUUCCUGGCCUUCGACCAGGCAUGCAACUUAGAUGUGGGGGCAAUCAUUGCAGACUAUGCUAUGUCCCUGCUGCCAAACAGGCAGACUGGGAAGAUGGCCAUCCUCCCGGGACUGGCAAGUCCCAGGGAGAAGAAUGAGCCAAAUGGUUGCGUUUCAGCCCAGGGAGUUGCAGAGAGUGUCUAUGCCAUCACCAAUGGGUCUACCUCUAGUGAGAGUGAGCCUGAACUGGGAGAGGCCCGGGAUUCCUCAGCAAAAACAAUGGGGGCCCCACCUGUGCAUGUUGCCCGAACCUGGCUACAGCAUUAACAGGGUUGCAUCACGAUUCCAGUGAAUUCUUGCUUUCUUAGCAGCAUUUAAACCAAAUGCUACUGCUUCCCUGAGUAGUGUUCAGUGAAUUAGAUCUGGACUAACGUGAUUUCAUUUGCACAGAAACUAGAAAACACCAUCCGGGCACUCAGCAUCCUUUCUAAUAACAGUUUGAACAAACCGCCUAGCUUUGUGGGUUUUGUAAAGACUCAUAUAAAAAGCACUCAUCGAGAACAA
Messenger RNA from Mus pahari (shrew mouse), 1422 nucleotides. It is a transcript of the gene Rimkla, whose product is annotated as ribosomal modification protein rimK like family member A. Gene Ontology annotation, molecular function: ATP binding; ligase activity, forming carbon-nitrogen bonds; metal ion binding. Gene Ontology annotation, cellular component: cytoplasm. The transcript is spliced from 5 exons. The record is from RefSeq and is a predicted model, not a curated record. Lineage: Eukaryota; Metazoa; Chordata; Mammalia; Rodentia; Muridae. Gene Ontology annotation, biological process: protein modification process. Bases 46 to 1185 code for a protein of 379 amino acids.